Molecule: messenger RNA, 2269 nt
Organism: Talpa occidentalis (Iberian mole)
Lineage: Eukaryota; Metazoa; Chordata; Mammalia; Eulipotyphla; Talpidae
Gene: ADAMDEC1
Product: ADAM like decysin 1
Exons: 14
Coding region: 237-1631 (464 amino acids)
Biological process (GO): proteolysis
Molecular function (GO): metalloendopeptidase activity
Source: RefSeq, a predicted model, not a curated record
UGUUACCACAGAGAUAAACACCUCUCUUGAAUGAGGAACAUUCUCAUAAUUUUGACACUGCAAUUUCUUGGCAGUUUCCCAAUCCUAUUAGGAAACAUUCCUCAGAAUCACACAAGGAAGGUUUGAGGUUUUUAUUUCGUUUUCAAUAUAUAAAGAGAAGUUGGGGAAGAUAAAACUGGACAGCCCUGGACAUCUUUCUGCUUCAUGGGCUGUCUCAGCUGUCUGCAGUAGCCAGCAUGCCUUUGCUCCUGUUCUCUGUCCUCUGGCUCAUUGUUCAAACUCAAGUUGUAGCCAUAAAGGAAGGCCCUGAAUGGGAGCACUAUGAAGUCGUUCAUCCUAAAAGACUGCAUAUUUUGCACAAAAGAGAUAUACAAAACAACCAAACAGAAAAUCAUGGAAAAGAGGAAAGAUAUGAUUCUGAACUUCAGUAUCAGAUUACAUUAAGUGGAGAAGAAGUCAUUCUUCACCUACAAAAAACCAAGAAUCUCCUGGGUCCAGACUACACUGAAACAUAUUUCUCACCUAGUGGAGAGAAAAUAACUACAAGGCCUAAGGACAUGGAACAUUGCUUCUAUGAAGGACACAUCCUAAAUGAGAAGGAUUCUGUUGCUAGCAUUAAUACUUGUGAUGGUUUGAGGGGGUACUUCACACAUCAUGAUCAAAGAUACACGAUAAGGCCUCUGAAAAGCUCUGACAAAGAAGAGCAUGCUGUUUUCACGCAAAGCCAGGAAGAAAUUGACCUAGCAAAUUACACCUGUGGUGUGAGAACUUUGGGCAGGAAAAAAGGGCUUAUUCGAAACUCAAGGUCACCCAGUGGUCCAGAGCAAGAAGAAUUUCUUCGGGCUGACAAAUAUAUUGAUCUCUUUUUGGUGCUGGACAAUGCCUUUUAUAACGCACAUAAUGGAAAUCUAACUGUGAUAAGAAGCUUUGUGUUUGAUGUGAUGAACCUACUCAAUGUGAUUUAUAAAACGAUAAAUGUUCAAGUGGUCUUGGUAGGCUUGGAAAUAUGGUCUGAUGGUGACAAGAUAAAGGUGGUACCUGAAACAGGUGUCACUUUUACCAACUUUCUGAUUUGGCAUCGUUCUAAGACACAGAAAAAGAUGAUCCAUGACCAUGCUCAGUUACUCAGUGGAAUUAAAUUCAAUGCUCGGCGUGUGGGAAUGGCAUCCUCGAAUUCUUUGUGUUCCUCAUCUUCAGUUGUCGUCGUUGGGGCUAAGGAUAUGAACAGUGUGGCUCUUGUAGGAGUGAUGUCCCAUGAGUUGGGCCAUGUCCUUGGCAUGGCUGAUGUUCCAUAUUAUACCAAGUGUCCCUCUGGGAGUUGUGUGAUGAACCAGUAUCUGAGUUCAAAAUUCCCAAAGGAUUUCAGUACAAUCAGCCUCUCACUUUUUGAAAAAUACGUGUUAUCUAGAAGACCAAAGUGCUUGCUGCAAGCACCAAUUCCUAAAAAUAUAUUAACAAAUCCAGUGUGUGGGAACAAACUUCUGGAACUAGGAGAAGACUGUGAUUGUGGGUCUCCAAAGGAAUGCACCAAUGUUUGCUGUGAGGCCAGCACCUGUAAAUUAAAACCUGGAGCUGACUGUGAAGACACGCAGGCCAUAUCACAGAGUCAAUCAAAAAAUCUACAGCACUGAGGAGCUACCUUGCCAGAACAAGAAUCAAGACCUCUUAACACGCCUAAAAGCUUGUAUAUUUCCACCUUCAUACUUAGAUAUAUUUUGCUUUUACUUGAUGCUAUGCUUUCUAUAUUUUCACCAGUAUUUAGAAAAGUUGCCUGUUUUGUAAGGUCUGAUCUUUGAUGUAUUUUUAAGGGUUAUGUUGCUGUUGUUUAGCUCUGCUCUUUGGAGAAAAAAAGGAAAUUAGUCUUUGUCCAAAACACCUCAAAAAUAUACUGCUCAAUUGUGUAGACUUAACCCAGAAUUAUAAAAUUACAAGUGACUUGUAGUUUAACUCCUUUAAUUUUACUAGUAUAGCCCAUGAAAAAGAUACCAUCCCCUAACUAGGGACAUUUGGUGGGAGAAAGGAGAGUAGAGCUCAUGGGGUCUGUGCUCAGCGUUCUUUGUGCUUCGCUCUUAGACGUGUGCUGUUUUCUACAUCCUGUCAAGACUAAUCAUGCAAAUACUCUUCACUUUAUGUUGUAUAAUCUUUUCCACUGUCACCUCUGAUGCUGAUUUUGAGACGUCUGCAUUGCUUACAUUUUCAUUUAGUUACCAAGGACUGCUUCUUUCUCUUCAUUUAAGGAACCAUAAUUUCAAUGAAUAAAAACACAAUA